Molecule: messenger RNA, 1437 nt
Organism: Amoebophrya sp. A25
Lineage: Eukaryota; Dinophyceae; Syndiniales; Amoebophryaceae
Source: the annotation of a GenBank genome assembly
GACGUCCUGGAAACUUCUCUUUCCCCGAGUAGUUUGCGCAAGUUGCCUCUAGCAUGUGCUUUUUGCGGAGUGUGCGAACCUGAAGUGUUUGACAGGUGGUUGGAUUUGAUGGUAAAACGCAAGCACGGCAACAGGGGUAGAAAUCUAGGAGACGUACUACGACUACAAGAACAUCAAGGCAAAGGCAUCUUCACGGAAGAAAAAAUAGAAAAUUAUCUAGGGGAAGUACUACAACUACAAGAACAUCAAGGCAAAGGCAAAGGCAUCUUCACGGAAGAAAAAGUAGAGUACACAACAACAUGGACGUCUGAAUCCGACGUUCGGGAGUUCUUAGAAGGACUCUCAUCAUGGCAUGUGGGCUCGCCAGGCUUACAGCAAACCGGUCUCAGCUUGAUUGAGGAACGAUUGGGAGAACAUCAAUCCAUAGUAGACAUAGAAGAGAAGAAUCGGCAGCAACAGCAACUUGAGAGAUCCUCAAGCGAGCAGAAGAAGUGGUGGACGACAUCUUCGUCGAGCUCUUGGAGAACAUCAGCGUCUCCUUUUCUUUCUUUAAUAUUCUUUGGAACGUCAAGAAUUAUCUCAUCUAGCGCCCCCAGCGGCCCGAAGAACGCGGCAAAAGGAAUUCAACUACACGACAUGACCAGCGCUUCUUCGAAGAGGAAGACCACAAGAUUCUUCAGCGGAAAGAACGGAAAUCAACCACACGGCGCUUCUUCGAAGGGAACAUUGAUUUUGUGGCUCAGGGCACUGUCAAGGGAUAAUUGCAAGCGUGGUGUGAUCCCGGACGUGGACGGUGACUUUCCGGCACCUUCUUUACUCAUUGCUUUGUUGAAGGAAGUAGCAAAAGAAGCUCCGAAAUUUGAUAAGCGUGAGUUGGUUCUCAUAGGCAACGCUUUGUCGUAUCCCAGCUGGCGAAGGGCGGUGGCCGGUCCAGGAGGUGGACUAGGUUUCAGAGGCAAUGGCAGUGCAAAUGAUAACGAGGCACGUGAAGAAGAAGAAGGGGGACGAGACAAUUUCGCGGACCAGGAAGAACAAAGGGAUCAGCAAGAAGAAGAAGGCAGGGACAAAAAUAUUGCACAUGCUAUUGCUCUCACUCGCGACGAGAAUCUGCGCAAAAUUUCCUCUGCAUUUGAAGACUGCUGCCAAGCAGUUGGGGUGUGUCUUGCGGAGGAUCUUGAUUUGCGAGAAGGCAAGGACGGCCAUACAGAAUCAUCAAUGAUCACAAAUGAGCAGGACAAGCAGAAUUUCUCUCGCGAUGACCUCGCUUCGAUAUUUCGAUUUUCCUGGGCAAUUUGUCCGAAUGACUGGCGUCUUUUAGGGAAUUUGCUCCGGGCUAUGGAGAUGAAGGAAAAGGAGACGAACAAGGAGCAGAUCAUGAAGAUGGGAGAAAAAGAAGUAUCAACAUCAAUAUCAAAAUCAAUGUCACAACAGUUUCGU